AUGGACAUCGAUCGAAGCGAUGAGGUCGAGAAGUACGACGACGUCGAAGCGGGAACCCCCAGUGACGAUUACGAGAAGGGUGCUCAACCACAAUCAGGAACUUCUCCUCCCUCCGUGACCAUUUCCGAGGCUAUACUGUAUGAUGACCCAUUCGCAUUCCCAGUCUGGAAAAAAUGGAUGAUCACCGUCCUGCUCGCCAAUUUGACCCUCACGGCCACAUUUAACAGCUCCGUUUUCUCAUCCUCCAUUUCCGUCACCGCGAUAGAGUUUCAUACUAAUGAGACUAUUACCCUCCUCGGUGUCUCACUUUAUGUAAUCGGCUUUGCCCUUGGACCACUACUUUGGGGUCCAUUAUCCGAAGUCCUGGGCCGCAAACCACCCCUUUUCACCGGAUAUCUACUGUUCUCGAUUAUGCAGAUACCUACCGCACUCGCAAACAAUCUUCCCGCCAUUCUUGUUUGUCGAUGGCUCGCUGGAUGCUUCUCUGCGGCACCAAUAGUCAUUGUCAGCGCCACGUAUGCGGAUUUCUGGGGCCCAACUGAAAGAGGAACCGCAACGGCUGUCUAUGGCGCCUCAGCCUUUGCUGGACCGACAUUGGGACCAAUCAUUGGGUCUUUUAUAACCGAAAGCUCUCUUGGAUGGAGGUGGACGGCUUGGAUCACGCUGAUCAUGGCCGGGCUGUUCGGUAUACCUGCAUUCCUGCUUGUGCCCGAGACGUAUGCGCCUGUGUUGAAGGAAAAAGCGGCUAGGAAACUCCAUAAGAGCCAUGUCGAGGCCGGCACCAGGGAGCUAGGUACUGAAUUGAAAAAGAACCCGUUCGAUGACUUCAUACGGAAGUUCCUAAGCAAGCCUAUGAAAAUGCUAGUUACUGAGCCGAUGCUUUUGGUAAUGACAAUUUAUAUUUCUAUUGUCUACGCCACAAUGUACCUUACCUUCUUCGCAAUCCCGUAUACGUUCGUAGCGAUUCGCGGCUGGUCCCGCUCCAUUUCGUCCCUCCCUUUCCUCUCGUUGCUCAUCGGCAUCUUGACAGGCUGCCUAGUCCUCAGCAUCUACUCGAAGAAGUACUACCUCCCUCGAUUUCUAGCGCGCAAGUCCGUUCUUCCAGAGGAUCGUCUCCCGCCUAUCAUGCUCGGUAGCAUAUUCCUCCCCGCUGGGCUUUUCUGGCUAGCAUGGACCUCCGACAAAGAUGUGUCAUGGGUCCCUCAAGUUAUAUCACUUUUCUUCGUCGGAGCGGGGAUCCAGCUCAUAUUCUCCAAUGGGAUCGUGUUUGUCAUUGAUAUUUAUCUGUCGUCUUCGGCGAGUGCUCUAGCGGCAAACACCUGUAUCAGGAGUGCGGUGGCCGCUGGACUUCCGCUUGCGGCUCCGAGAAUGUAUAAAACGCUGGGUGUCAAGUGGGCUACGACUCUUAUUGGAUUUCUUUGUCUGGCGUGUAUGCCGGCGCCGUUUCUCUUUUACAGGUUUGGGGAGCGGUUGCGGCGGAGGUCGAGGUUUGCGCCUACGAAAUGA
This is a messenger RNA of Mytilinidion resinicola, 1506 nucleotides long. Its product is annotated as putative MFS multidrug transporter. NCBI's taxonomy places the organism in Eukaryota, Fungi, Ascomycota, Dothideomycetes, Mytilinidiales, Mytilinidiaceae. Gene Ontology annotation, molecular function: transmembrane transporter activity. Gene Ontology annotation, biological process: transmembrane transport. Bases 1 to 1506 code for a protein of 501 amino acids. The transcript is spliced from 2 exons. The record is from RefSeq and is a predicted model, not a curated record.